Messenger RNA from Schistocerca gregaria, 972 nucleotides. RefSeq lists its product as uncharacterized. The record is from RefSeq and is a predicted model, not a curated record. The transcript has 5 exons. Lineage: Eukaryota; Metazoa; Arthropoda; Insecta; Orthoptera; Acrididae. The coding region runs from base 1 to 972 and encodes 323 amino acids.
AUGAAGCUCCGUAAACCACACACUAGAAAGUGUUCGUUAGAUGAUGCCUUGUCUUUGAAAUCUGUGCUUCCAAUGCCUAUAAUGACGUUAUGCAAUAUGGAAACGAACACCCCGAAAAGCAAAAGUUUCAGGUAUAUUGGGGACUUUUGGAAUAGUGAUUUGUGUACUCCUGGCAGACCAGAAAAACUGGUAGAUGUGGCAAGAUGGCAGAUUAUCAUCAAAGCCAGAAAGUUAAGGAACUUGCAGUGGUCAUCUCGUGAGAUGAUGAAGGAAGUCUUGUCUUUGAAAUCUUUGAUAAAUAAUCUCGAAAAUAAUCGUGUUAUAAAUGAAUCCUUGGCUAAUUUACUAAAGAGUUGCUCCAACGUGUCAGUAAAGGUAAAGAAGCAAACAUGUAACCAUGUUAAAACAUCACUGUCACAUCCACGAGCACUAAGAAAGUGGUACAGUGUUGUUGCUGGGGAUCCUGGUUUCAGUAAAGAAGCAGAAACAGCACUUAGAAUAAAGAUUAAGGAACUCAUUAGCAAAGAUUAUGGAAUAGAUCUUGAGAAUAACAAUCUGCCUCUUGCAAAUGAGGCAUUAAGAUUCAUGUUGACUGCUGUUAAUGGUUCAUGGAAAAUUCCAAUUGGCUACUUUUUAGUCAAUGGCUUAGGUGCUGUUGAAAAAUCAAACCUACUUAAGGAGGCAUUGAAGUUUACACAUGAUGCUGGAGUAAAAGCUAUUUCUGUGACUCGAUGGUGCUCAUGUAAACACUGCACUAGUAGACAAGCUAAGUGCCUGUCAUUCAACACGCAGAAUGAAAUAUUUUUUUACACACCCUCUAUAAAUCCAAUAAAAUGGGCUUAUGUAUUAAAGUUACAUGAGCUGCAGAAAGUGGACAACCUUCUGGCUGCUACAAAAGUAAGAACAAAAUACAAUGAAUGGUAUCAUCAUAAAAUGAAUGUAAGGAUUGCUGUGAAAAAAAUUAAGUGGUAG